GGGAGGGAAGGGGAGGGGAAGCCGGCUGUUUCCCGGGCGCGCCUCUGCUCGCCUGGCUUCGCCUUUUGCUUUGCUUUUUGCCCGGGACUUCCCUGUUGCAGCCCGCCCGCCGCCACCCCCGCAAAGAUGGCUGCGAAGGGCUUGCAUUUCCACCUGAAGCUGGACGAGGCGGAGGUGGAGAGGUCCCGGGCGGAGGGCCACUGGGAGAGGCAGCUGGCCGCCGUGGGGCAGAUGCGGGCCCGCGCCACCAGCCCCCGGCACCACAAAGGGGCCAAAGGAGGGCGGGAAGCCCCGGCGCACAAGUCCGAAGACUAUGUGAACCUACUUGUGGCGGAGGCCCUGCUGGAACUUUGCUUAAAAGAGAACGUUGCCAAAAUUAAGGACGCCAUCCCAUUAAUGGAAAAAAAUGAGCCCCAAAUGAGUGACGCCAAGAAGCACUUGACGGGCAUUCUCAGCCGAGGGAAGUUGCUGCCAAGAGAUAUGACAGAAGGCAUGUUGAUCCUGGCGAAACUUCAUUACGUUGAGGGGUCUUACAGGGAUGCUCUCAGCAUGUACGCAAGAGCCGGCCUCGAGGACCUUCCUGUGGAAAAGAAGCCGUUGUACAUGCUGCGUCUCCUGGCUGAAGCUCUUGUUAUCAAAGGCUUGGCAUUGGAACGCUCACCCAAUUCUAUUGCUUCCCGAGCCCGGCUGUCGGAAAGGGAGGAAGAAGUCAUGGCUUGCUUUGAGAAAGCAUGUGUGAUCGCUCAAGUGUUCCUCCAAGAACUUGAGAAGAGUUUCGGCAACACGCAUGCAAGAGGCGUGAAAGGUGGCCACGGGCCUCCUUUGGACUUUGAAUUGCCUUAUUUCCUGGAAGCUGCUCUGCAGAGUGCCUACGUGGCUCACUUAAAAAGAGGCAACAUCGUUAAAGGAAUACGAAAUCUCAGAGAAUUAUUGCGGACGAUGGAAACGAAGGCUACUCAGAGCUUCCGAAUGACUGCUGCCAAGCAGUUGGCAGAGCUGCUUCUCCACUCCUUGAGUGAAGAUUGUUACUGGAGCCCUUUAUCUGAUCCUCUUCCCGAGUUUAUGAACAAAGAGGAUAAUUCUUACAUCUGCACCACUCUGCGUCGGAAACUGCAGCUACACGCUGGAGAUAACAUCUACAGUCCCCACGACAACGUUGAAGAGGCUCUCCUCCUCCUCUUGAUCAGUGAAUCCAUGGCAAACCAGGACGCUGUAAUUAGCCGGGCUCCUGACCAGAAGGAUGAUCGAGCCGUCAGUCUCCGGGAUGCAUCAGCAGUUUACGACCUUCUAAGUAUCACGUUGGGCAGAAGAGGGCAGUAUGUCAUGCUUUCUGAGUGUCUGGAGCGAGCCAUGAAACUUGCUUUUGGUGAAUUUCAUCUGUGGUACCAGUUGGCCCUUUCCAUGGCAGCUUGUGGCAAGUCUGCACACGCCGUCUCGGUGCUCAGAGAAUGUGCAAAGCUGCGUCCUGCGGAUCCCACCGUCCCCCUCCUGGCUGCCAAGGUCUGCAUUGGCCGUCUGCACUGGCUGGAGGAAGCAGAGCAUUUUGCCAAGAUGGUGACUGACCUCGGAGAAGAAGCUGGGGAGUUCCUAGCCAAGGGCUAUUUGGCCUUGGGCCUGACAUACAGCCUUCAAGCCACUGAUGCUACCUUGAAAAGCACCCAAGAUGACUUGCACCGGAAAGCACUCAAGAUGCUAGAAAGAGCGCACGACUUGGCACCUGAAGACCACCAAAUUAUCCUCUAUGUCUCACUGCAGUUGGCACUAGUGCGGCAGAUUUGUGAUGCAAUAGAACACCUCCAAGAUGCACUGAAACUAUGCAAGGAUGACAUGAAUUCUCUCCAUCUGCUGGCACUCCUUUUUUCAGCCCAAAAACACUAUCAGCAUGCCUUAGAUGUCGUCAACAUGGCCCUUGCAGAAUAUCCAGACUCUUUUAGUUUACUCUUCACCAAAGUCAAGCUGGAAUUGGUGCAUAAAGGACCAGAAGAAGCCUUAGUGACCUGUAGACAUAUGUUGCACCAGUGGCAAACAUUGUAUAAUGUUUCACAACACAGUGAGGAGGACAGCGAAGAGCACCAGCAGACGUACCACACUGGCAGCAGGAAAGGAGGAAUGAAUGAAGAUUCAGAGAAAGCAAGCAGCCUGACGGAGACACUGCCAACCAAGAAGCAUAACAGCAUGUAUCUCACUCUCCCAGAUGCCCAUGAUACAGACUCUGGUUCCCAACGAGCCUCUUCCAUCGCAGCUUCCCGACUGGAACAAGCCAUGUCUGAAGUAACCAUGCACAGUUCUGCCUUGAAGCAAGGGCCUUUGCAGCUGUGGACUACUCUUGAACAGAUUUGGUUGCAGGCUGCUGAACUCUUUAUGGACCAACAGCAUCUCAAAGAAGCAAGCUUCUGUAUCCAGGAGGCAGCCAGUCUCUUUCCCACCUCUCACGCUGUGCUGUACAUGCGGGGGAGGCUUGCAGAGAGGAACAGCAGCUUGGAGGAAGCAAAGCAGUUGUACAGUGAAGCCCUAACAGUGAAUCCAAGCGGAGUGGAAAUCAUGAACUCCUUGGGGCUGGUCUUGAAGAGGCUUGGGCGGAAAGACUUGGCUCAGAAGGUUUUGCAGGAUGCAGUCCAGGUACAGAGCAUCAGCCACCAAGCAUGGAACAGCCUUGGAGAAGUCCUUCAUGCUCAGGGAAAGAAUGAUGCUGCUGUUGAGUGCUUUCUAACUGCACUGGAUCUUGAAGCCAGCAGCCCUGUCAUCCCAUUUACAGUUAUUCCCAGGGAGCUGUGAUGAUAAUUUUAACAUCACACAUAUGCAUUCUGUGGAUGUAGUUCCAAUAAAAUCAGUGUACAGUGCAAUAAAUAUGCAGUCAGCGCUCCACAUUUGUGGGUUUGACUUUGGCAAAUUUGAUUAUUCAUGAAUUUGAUUAUAAUGUUGUCUCUAGGAAUUUCUAUGUCCUCCAGUACAACUUUAGGUCCUUCAGAAUGGUUGCAUUCAAAGGGCCGUUUGUAAUUUUAAGACUAUAAAUGUUGCCCUGGCACUGAAAGCCUUGCGGACCUCAGAAAAUGUCUAGAGAGGCGUUCUCUCAGGUUUUAAAAAUAGUGUUGUUUUAUUUUGCUGCUUUUCCAUUUUCAUUGGGGUCCUAAACCCCUAUUCCCAGUGAUUGUGGAGGUCUGACUGUAUAGAUACAAUUCAUUUGUUACCCAAAAUACAGAAGUCUUUGUUAAAUGAAGCUUCAAUUUCAGGGAUAUUCCAUUUUGCUGGCACGCAGACUUCAAGAGGGAUUGCCACCAGGAAAAUGCAAUUCUUUCUUUUUAUCUAGCUGCUGGGGAUGCUGCAAUUUGCAGUGGUGUCUGCAACCUGUUUUUACAGUGUGACUCUGAACAUAAGUGACCAGAAAUGAAUGGCAGUCUAAGAAAGAUUCUUGUCCGUUUUUGCUGUCUGACAUUUGUUGCACUUAUUUGGUGGUGAGUGUAGGGACAUUAUCUACAACCUGACAAAUCAAAGGAUGCACAUGUUUGGUAAGUUUUCUAUGGAUGGUGAGAUUAUGAAUUUUUUUUAAAAAAAACAUUGCUAAUUAUUUCUGCAUUUCAUGACUUUUUUUUCUAAAAUCCAUCUGUAAGAAAAAAACAACACUGCUUUUUGUGCACAAAAUUGUAUCUUCUCCACACACUAAACCUCAUUGUUUUCUGUACACACAAACCAAGGAUUUUGAUCAAAAUACAUUGUGCACAACUGAAUUUGGAAUGUGAAGAGUCCUAUGACUCUUGAUCAUUUUCUAGCCCUGAUAUUUUGCUAUGUUGAGCUAACCUCUUCUAUCAAAGAUGAUAAUAUUUUCAAGUACAGGUUGAGCAUCUCUUAUCUGGAAUUUCAGUCUGAUAUACUCUAAAAUUUGCUUUCUAAUGUGCCCAAACUUUGUUUCAUGCACAAAAUUGUUAAAAAUAUUAUACUUCAAAUUAUCAUAUUGAGACUUAGGUCCCAUGUCUCGGAUAUUCCAUUCAUAGAAUCAUAAAGUCGUAGAGUUGCAACCGACCAUCCAGUCCAACUCCCUGCCCUGGGUGCAUAAUCAAAGCACCUCCAACAGGCAUAUAUGUAAAAACAGAUAUUCCAAAAUACUUCAGAUCCCAUGUAUUUCAGAUAAGGUAUACUCAGCCUGUAUUCUUUAGUCACAAUAAUUGGUUGAAAGAGUUGAAUUAAAGCUUGGUGUGUUUUAGAUUUCAGAAGCCUAGCUUGUAAUGCUGUACACAUUUUUGGCACCUACAGAAUCUUAUUUUGGAGGGAAUAGUUGGGUGCGAAUAAAGAUGAUAUCAACAAUAA
Anolis carolinensis (green anole) is the source of this 4302-nucleotide messenger RNA. It is a transcript of the gene ttc7a, whose product is annotated as tetratricopeptide repeat domain 7A. The record is from RefSeq and is a predicted model, not a curated record. The transcript has 21 exons. Gene Ontology annotation, biological process: protein localization to plasma membrane; phosphatidylinositol phosphate biosynthetic process. Gene Ontology annotation, cellular component: plasma membrane. Bases 127 to 2775 code for a protein of 882 amino acids. Gene Ontology annotation, molecular function: protein binding. Lineage: Eukaryota; Metazoa; Chordata; Lepidosauria; Squamata; Anolidae.